GUAUUGUGCCUGCAGCCUGUAAUAAAUUGGUAAUAUCGAGUUGCAACAAGAGUUGCUGCUAAGUAUUAAAAACUUGUGGCAGUGGCGUGAUUUUUAAAAUUAAGAGUAUUUUUCUUUGAAACCGGUAAAUUAUUGUUUUUCUAGUGCCACAAACAUGGCCGGUAGAAGUGCUUUCAAUGAUUUCGACAGCAGAAAUUUCAAUAAGCCGUUACCAACAAAUCCACCAUUUGUGGCUUAUCUUGGAAAUUUACCACAAGGAAUAACGCAAGGAGAUGUUGAAAAUAUAUUUAAUGGAACCCGGUUCCAAAUACGAAAUAUUAGAUUAGUCCACGACAAAGAAACUGACAUGUUCAAAGGAUUCGGUUAUGUUGAGUUUGUUACACUGGAACAUCUACAAGACGCACUGCAGAUGGAAGUGUUUAUUGAAGGACAGAAAAUAAAAAUUGAUGUUGCGUCAGGCAAAAAAAAUGAAAGAUCUGGUUUUGAUAGGUCAAAUCGAGGUGGUCCCGGCGGCGGUAGAGGAGGUGCUCCUGGUAGUUUUAAUAAUAAUCCUGGGAUGCGAAGUCGAUCUGAUGAUUUUACUCAAAACGCAGGAUUCGGAAACAAUUUUCGUAAUCAAAAUGGAGGAGGAAUGGGUGGACGAAGUAAUUUUAUGGAUCAACCAGGGGGUAACCGUGGUGGCAUGAACAGGUUCCCAGAAAGUGGUUCUAGAGAUUUCAAUCGGCCAAAUGCACAACAAUUUCCGGGAAGCCGCGAACGUAGAUCGGAGUUCGAUAGUUUGCCAGCUCCACCACCAGCCGAUCCUGGUAGGCCGAAAUUACAAUUGAAGCCAAGGUCAGUCAAAGAGCCGUUAAAUCAAUUGGCUGAUAGUACGCAGCACACAAGCAUAUUUGGAGGAGCUAAACCUCGCGAAGAGAAGUUGCCACUUCCGGAUGUCGUGAAAAAAGAGUCGCCUCAUUAAAUGUGUUUGUGUCGGAUAAACAUUCUAAUGGACAUUUCUAUUUUGUUUCUGAAAACUUGUGUUUUUUUUUACAUUUUAUUCUUUUUUUUUUUAUUUACAUAUUGCAAACUAAAGUUAUUUAUGUGUACUGUGGCAAUAAGAAUUCCUUCGCUUAUAUAUUUGAAAACACAAUUUCUAUGCUCUUCGUGCGUAAUGUUCACUUAAAGUAUGUAUUUAUAUAUAUAUGUACACAAUGAGUAUAAUUAUUUUUUAUUUAACUGUACUAAUUCUAGUAUAGUUAAUAUAGUUCUAUAUAUUUAUAUAUCUAUAUAUAUAUAUAUAAUAUUUAUUUAAGUGAUAUAUUUAGAUAUAUUUGCAUUAUAAUUAUUUGUAGCUAUUAAGUAGGUUUCAUUUAUAUUAUAUAAUAUGAUAAGAUUUGUAUAAUAUAUUAUAAUAGCGAUUUACUAAAUAAUAAUAACAUAGAAGGUAUUCUUAUUUUAAAAUUGUUUAAAAUUAAAUACAGUUAUUAAUUUCAGUAA
Molecule: messenger RNA, 1479 nt
Organism: Adelges cooleyi (spruce gall adelgid)
Lineage: Eukaryota; Metazoa; Arthropoda; Insecta; Hemiptera; Adelgidae
Product: eukaryotic translation initiation factor 4H-like
Exons: 6
Coding region: 155-961 (268 amino acids)
Molecular function (GO): RNA binding
Source: RefSeq, a predicted model, not a curated record